UUCGAGUCUUGUGACAGUGCAGCGAGCAGGAAAAAGCGUCGCGUCGAGUUUGAGAAGGAGUUUCCGUCGUUAAGUCAUCAAGGUUUCUCUCACAGACGAGAGAAAUCAAGAAAAGUUCGCCAUGGCGCAUCUUUAGGACAUCUGACCGAUAUAAUAACAUCCCUGUCCCUCACACAGACGCCGUAAGAGCGGGUUGAAGUCGCAUGGGGAGGGCGGAGGAACUUUCAUCCGAUCUUUGUUUUGGUUUUUGUUUGUGUUAGUCCUGUGAGCAUCCACGUUAAAGCAGCUCGAGAAGAUUUCAUGUUAGUUUGGUGAAGUGGACAGGACGCCUCGGACCGAACAUGGACGCUAAACCUCUUCUCCAGGACAGACCUCCAGCGUACAACGCAGUCCCGGCCGCGUACGACUACGGCUCGAUCCCCGCCGCUGCUGCACCCGCCGCCGGCUUCCAGCCACAGGCUCCGCCGCCGUAUCAAGGUUUCCCAGCAGCGCCUGUCGCCGUAGCCGCCCAGCCGGCCUACACCAACACCUACACCAUCGUCCAGCCCUCUGUGGUGGUGGUGGGGGGAUGUCCCGCCUGCAGGGUCGGCGUGCUGGAGGAUGACUUCACCUGUCUGGGAAUCUUGUGUGCCAUAUUCUUCUUUCCUCUGGGAAUCCUCUUCUGCCUGGCCCUGCGUCAGAGGAGAUGUCCAAACUGUGGAGCCACUUUCGGCUAGAGGGACCAAAACCCCAUCCAUGUCUUUUAUUUUGUUGAAAAAAAAAAAAUCAGUUUUAAGCAUCAGCAUAGUUUAUUCCUAAUCAACCGCACAUCAGUGCCAAACGUCGCUUACGUAACUGCGAUAUAUGACAGAUCACAAUAGUAACCAGCCACAAACUCUUUGAUUACUUUAAGAGGGUGCAUGUGACGAGCUGGCCGUGGUUUUAUUUUUUACAUGCCUCGCAAGCACUAUUUGCCAUUUUUGUUGUAGUUGUUGUUCUUUAUAUAAGAUCUUAAAGCCAGUCUCCAGUCGUCUAAUCACUAGUGCCUUUAUGAUGGCAGAGAAAUCAUGAACUGAUCCGGGCCGGGACUCACUGAGGGGAAAUCCCCCACACGACUCUGGACUAACGCCGACUCACUUUGAAACAUUCGAUUCGCCUCACUCAUGUAUUUUCACUUCCCUCACGUCUGGGGGUAAGCAUCACUGAUGUUUCUGUUUUUUGUUGUCGUCUAUAACAUGCUCCCUAAUCAGUCACCUCUCAGUUCAGAUCAAAAUGCAUCUUCUGUAUUCAUUUGUUGUGCUCGAUUUAAAAACAAACGGUGUUAUUUGUAUAUUUUGGAUUUAUGGAUUCUGUUCUAAACCACAUUCUUUCUCGAUUAUUUUGGGGUCCAUGUUUCCAUCGAUUGAGGUUAUAUGUGCUGGGUUUUCUGAAAGCAUCUUAGGGUAAAUAUGCUGGACCUCAGCCAUCUCCAGGUUAAACUAAAAACCUGCAAUAAACAAGGGAAGUUGGCAUCUAGGCAAUGUAAUAAACUCUUUGACAAUAGAAUAGUGUUUCUUUCAGUGAGCGACAAUCAGUCUCGCACACACCUGGUGUGAUUUCUUUCAUGAUGUGCUCAUGCCAUACACUAGACGCGCUGUUAGGAUCAGUUUUCUACAUUUAAUAAGAUUGUAAAUAAAGAGCAAAACUUGUAGAAUUUGUGUCGUUUGCUUAUACGGGAUGUUCUAGAAACGUCAGUGCAUUAGCAUAUUUUGAACUUCCUCUUCAAACUUAUCUGAUCUUAUCUAGUGUGAAUUUAUUUUAAUUUUCAGUUGAUCAAAAGUGACGGUAAACAUUUAUGUUACGAUUUCAAAUAAACUCUGUUCUUCAUUCAUAUUCUA
This is a messenger RNA of Carassius gibelio (silver crucian carp), 1856 nucleotides long. Its product is annotated as brain protein I3. The transcript is spliced from 3 exons. The record is from RefSeq and is a predicted model, not a curated record. NCBI's taxonomy places the organism in Eukaryota, Metazoa, Chordata, Actinopteri, Cypriniformes, Cyprinidae. Bases 342 to 716 code for a protein of 124 amino acids.